ACAGCCCGUGCAUCUCUGGCCCCGCUCCGGCAUCGUUCUCUUGCCGCGGCCUCCAUGUUUGGCGAGCGAGAAGCCGAGUUUGGAUCGUCACGUCUUUCGUGUCCGGAGCCGGGAAACUGUGCGCUGGCCGCUGAGCGUUCGCCCCACUGAAGCCGGGCCUUGUUAUUGAGGCUGACAAGACAGCGGGUUUACCUUGGUGUAGCAGGCUCUGGACAUAGACCUCAACAAUCGGCAGCCUUUGAAAAAUAAUUGCACUAGAACAUUUCUUAAUCUCCUGGCACAUUAUUUAGAUGUAAAAAUGUGGACGGUUCUAAAGGGUGUUUGACUUCACCAGGUGUGUACUUGUUAAAGGCUGCUGGAUGUCACACGGUAUAAAAUACAAUCACUGGUGCCGGCUUAAGUGAAAGCCCACUGUCUGUGAACAUUUCGCUACUCAUGCUGUGUUGAAUCGAGUCUUCUACAAUUACUUCGGUGCUAAAUUGCAACUAGAAGAAAAACAAAAUGUCUACUCGAACGCCAUUACCUACAGUGAAUGAACGCGAAACAGAACAUCACACUUCACAUAUGGAUGGCCGUUCAGAAGUUUCUUCUCGGUCAGCCCGCUCUGGGGGAGCACGAUGCCGUAAUUCGAUUACAUGUUGUGCUGAUGAACAGCCACACAUAGGAAAUUAUAGGCUCUUGAAAACUAUAGGCAAGGGAAACUUUGCCAAGGUAAAGCUGGCUAGACACAUCCUCACCGGAAGAGAGGUUGCAAUAAAAAUUAUCGACAAAACACAGCUGAAUCCUACAAGUUUGCAAAAGACAUUUCUACCAUUACUUCUCCAGUCUAUCACAUAAUUGAAGUCCUUUAACUCUUGAAUCUAUCUAGCAAAUAUCUGAAAGAGUGAAGCCCUGCUAAACUUCCUGAAGACUACCCAGAAAUGAACAUUAAUAUCUGGUUGAGGCUAAACAGUGUUUUAUUAAAGAUCAUUGUAACUUUGUAUUGUUUAUUAAUAAAACCAGGGAUUUUGUAUGUUUUUUAAAAUACCCUUCUCAGCUGUCUUUGCCAUCUACAAGGAUAUUUGUGUACAUAUAUUGUUCUCAGUUCUUUUCUGCACCAUCUUUAACAUUGUGUAAUUUUUCUAUUGACUUUGCUCAUUAUUUCCUUCCUCUUUUCCAUUACACUUCCUAGUGUCCUAGCAUUUCCUUAACUGAUCAAGAUCUCCUUGUAACCUACGACGAGGCGUUGGUCAGACCAUGCCUGGAAUAUGCUGAACCCCUUAUCUAAGACAGGAUGUGCUGUCAUUGGGUCCAGAGAAGGCUUGCAAGAAUGAUCCCAGGAAUGAGGAAUGAAAGGGUUAAUAUAUGAAGAGCAUUUGAUGUCUAGUCUGUGCUUGCUAGAAUUUAUAAGGACUGGGGGGGAAUCUCAUUGAAACCUAUUGAAUUUUGCAAAGCCCAGAUAGAGUGGACAUGGGAAGGAUUCAUCACUUUUACUAGGGCAGAGGCUACCAACAGCAACUUGCUAGAGUCCUCUGCCCUGGGCCAAUCUUUCAGUUUAUCCUCGGGUGUAGCCCAUCUUUGAAGAUCCUUCCUCUCUUGGGGAUGAGUUCUUUGAAACUUUUGUUGAUGUUUCUGUAACUCUGGGUUUUUAUGUGAUGGUGUUGCUAACACCAUACUCAGCUCUCUUCGCAGUUGGGUUUAGGACCAACCAUGGCAGAAUUACCAGAGGGCGUAGUUUCAGAAUACAAGAAUGUCCCUUUUGAGCAGAGAUGAGGGUGGUGAAUCUGUGGAAUUGAUUGCCACAGGAGGCUGUAGAGGCCAAUUCAUUGGGUAUAUUUAAAGCAGAAGUUGAUUCUUGAUUAGGAAGGGUGUCUUGGGUUCAGGGAGAAGGCAGGAGAAUGGGCUUUAGGAGGAUAAUAAAUCAACCAUGAUAGAAUGGCAAAGCAGACUCAAUGAGCUGAAUGGCCUAAUUCUGCUCCUACAUCUUGUGGUCUUACCAUCCUUACUAUUAAUAACACCUCUGAAUUUCAUGUCAGCUGUUCGUUUACUGAUCGGAUGUGGGUGGAUUUGUGAAACGAGCAAGCCCCUGACCGAAUUAGAUUUUUAGAUUAGAUUAUGAGGACACACAGUCCUCUUUUAUUAUCAUUUAGUAAUGCAUGCAUUAAGAAAUGAUACAAUGUUCCUCCAGAAUGAUAUCACAGAAACACAAGACAAACCGACUGAAAAACUGACAAAAACUACAUAAUUAUAACAUACAGUUACAACAGUGCAAAGCAAUACCAUAAUUUGAUAAAGAACAGACCAUGGGCACGGUAAAGAAAAAGUCUCAAUGUCUCUCGAAAGACCCAUCAUCUCAUGCAGACGGUAGAAGGAAGAAAAAAAAACUCUCCCUGCCAUGAACCUCCAGCGCCGCAAACUUGCUGAUGCAGCACCCUGGAAGCACCCGACCACAGCCGACUCUUGAGUCCAUCCGAAAACUUCGAGCUUCUGACACCGAGCGCCAUCUCUGCCGAGCGCUUCGACCUCGGCCCCGGCAACAGGCAAAGCUGAGGAUCUGGGGCCUUCCCCUCCGGAGAUUCUCAAUUGCACAGUAGCAGCGGCAGCGAAGCGGGCAUUUCAGAAGUUUCUCCAGAUGUUCCUCCGUGCUUCUCACGUCUGUCUCUAUCAAAUCAGGAUUGUGCACGGCCCCUACUUACAAUUACGAUAUCAUUUUGGAGCGGCCGAAUAUGGUGUUAAUGGGAAAUGCUACAUUUUGGGAGAAACAGCAUUAGAAGGUGGGGGGUAUAAAUAAAAUUCUACUAAUUUUAACAGAUUGAUAAAGGACAUUGACUUAAAUUGAAUAUUCAAUUCCUUGAUUUGCAUUUUUGAAGGUGGUAGAUAGGCAUCUUAGCGACACUUAAAUUGAUUUCAAUCUGGUUUUGGAAAGUACAUAGGCUUACCAGAUUAAUAUUGAUAAGAACAUUUUGCAUUUAGCAACAGGAUGUUUUCUUUCAUGUUGAAUGUACGUCACAGAUCAUAGAUUGAAAUUAUUGGCAAAAAAACAUAGAAACAUAGAAAACCUACAGCACAAUACAGGCCCUGUGGCCCACAAAGCUGUGCUGAACGUGUCCUUACCUUAGAAUUACCUAGGCUUACCCAGAGCCCUCUAUUUUUCUAAGCUCCUUGUACCCAUCCAGGAGUCUCUUAAAAGACCCUAUUGUUUCUGCCUCCACCACUGCCACCAGCAGCCCAUUUCACACACUCACCAAAAAAAAAACAAACUAACAAACUUACCCCUGACAUCUCCUUUAUACCUACUUCAAGCACCUUAAACUGUGCCCUCUUGUGCUAGCCAUUUCAGCCUUGGGGAAAAAGGCCUCUGACUAUCCACACGAUCAAUGCCUUUCAUUAUCUUGUACACCUCUAUCAGGUCACCUCUCAUCCUCUGUCGCUCCAAGGAGAAAAGGCCAAGUUCACUCAACCAAUUCUCAUAAGGCAUGCUCUCCAACCCAGGCAACAUCCUUGUAAAUCUCCUCUGCACCCUUUCUAUGGUUUCCAUGUCCUUCCUGUAGUGAGGCGACCAGAACUGAGCACAGUACUCUUAAGUGGGGUCUGACCAGGGUCCUAGCUAGCUGCAACAUUACCUCUCGGCUCUUAAAUUCAAUCCCACGAUUGAUGAAGGCCAAUGCAUCGUAUGCCUUCUUAAUCACAGAGUCGACCUGCAUAACAGCUUUGAGUGUCCUAUGGACUCUGACCCCAAGAUCCCUCUUAAUUUUAAGUUCAGUUGUUUUGAUUAAUUAUGUAAGGAAUGAAAAGCUACAGCGAAUCUUAAAUUUUUCUAGAAAUCCAUUUGGUCCAUUAAUGGUGGUGGGACACUGGGGUGUCAUCUCAUCGUCAUCUGUUUCCAUUAGGAUAGGCAGGUCAUCUUCUUCUAUGUCUGCCUGCCUCCAUGUCGAAGGUCGAGGUUCGUCGUCUGCUGUGGCUGAUGUGGAAGGCUUGCUUGACUGCUCAGCCUCGCGCAUUUCUCUAUCAUACAGUUCUUUGUAAGCACUCAAACCAUCUUGCAAAUAUGCCCUAAACCAAUGUACCCUUUCAAAAUUAAAGUCGUACUUUAUCAUUGCAGCGAAAACCUCACGCAGUCACUUUCGGUCCGUUCUCCACUGCAUUCGGUUUCGAUUGUUAUCCUUUCCUCUUCCAAUUGCAUCAGCUCGUCAUCUAUCAGUUCUUGGUCAUGGGAUGCCGAAACCUCUUCAACAUCAUCUUCGUCAGCUUCCACAAGCCAAACUCACUUUGUCCUUACUCCGUUCACAACGAUCGAAACGCUUAAUUAUGUCCAGUUUUACGCUAAGUGUAACACCCUUACGAACUCUUUUAGGCUUUUCCGAUACCAUCUUGCAAACGGAUGCUCACAGGCACGUGUUUAAGCAAUGCCGGCGAGAAUGCUGUUCCAAUUCCUGGGGAAGAGCGGCUGCUCGGGGCGCGCGCUGAUUUUUUUCGUGCGCUGCUUUUUCCACGCACUGCCUUUUUUCGUAACAGUGAAAACACCUUCUGUUAGCGAAAACAGGGAACUAAUGUUGGUCUUUCGUAACAGUGAGGUUUUGUAAAGUGAAUGUUCGAAAAGCAGAGGACACCUGUACAGCCAUUUUCAGCAAUGUGAUUGACUAUAAAUACUGCACAAGAGGAAUAGAUGUAGGAAUAAAUACUGCACUGAGUUCAAAUGUGGCUAAUGUGCACAAGAAGUAAUUCAGACCUCCUCCAGAAAUGCUCUUGGUUGCCUUCUCCAACAGAAUUGAUGGGAAAUGAUUAAUCAACACACUGGGGACUAUGCUUUUAGAUUUUUCUCACAUAAAUUGGAACUGGCUGUCAUAUGGAACCAAGCAACAAAUUUAGAACCUAUCAAAUUGCCAAGUAUUAUUUUUUUUUGAAAAUCUUGCAGUUUGGAAGCUUUCUUCGUUCACACAGUCAGUUAUACAAGAUCUGGAUUAAAGUUUCUAAAUUUAAGAUGUUUAAAAAAUACAUUGUUAUGUAAACUUCCCUGCAACAUAAUUUUAAAAAUUAAAGGAAAUUGUUCAAAAAAUGUUGAUGUUUUUGAUACAUUAAUCAAACUUGUUCCAUUCUUUAAUUAGCA
Messenger RNA from Mobula hypostoma (lesser devil ray), 5086 nucleotides. It is a transcript of the gene mark3a, whose product is annotated as MAP/microtubule affinity-regulating kinase 3a. Gene Ontology annotation, biological process: intracellular signal transduction; protein phosphorylation; microtubule cytoskeleton organization. Gene Ontology annotation, cellular component: cytoplasm; plasma membrane. The transcript is spliced from 4 exons. Gene Ontology annotation, molecular function: protein serine/threonine kinase activity; ATP binding; tau-protein kinase activity. The record is from RefSeq and is a predicted model, not a curated record. The coding region runs from base 502 to 837 and encodes 111 amino acids. Lineage: Eukaryota; Metazoa; Chordata; Chondrichthyes; Myliobatiformes; Myliobatidae.